UCGUACCGGUCGUGUAUUCAUUCAUAUUUUGUGGUCUAAGGGAAAUAACUCUGACGUGCAGACGCCCCGGCGCCAAAGAUGAAAGAGAAAGUUGCUGGUGUGAAACAACAACAACACAGGGGCCUACGAGCUCAAUAAUAUGUCGGACUGUCGGUAGACGAUUGAAGUAUAUGGUGUUGAUAUAAGAUAAUCAUCCAUUGGAGACAUGGUUUGUUUUCUCUGUAUCAGCGUUAUUUUAGUCCAGUUGCUUGCAUUGCUCACUGUAGUGGGGUCAACUGAUGACCUUUCACCUGAUGGGUCAAGGGUAGCACCUCAUGACCUUGAAUGGGAUGAAAGAGGCUACAUUCUGUUUUGUCUGUGUAUGGGUCGGUUUGGGAACCAAGCAGAACAUUUUUUAGGUGGUCUGGCAUUCGCUAAAGCUGUGGACCGGACCUUAAUUCUUCCUCCAUGGCGGACAUAUAAAAAUGUGCCCUUUAAUGAAUGGUUUGAUGUGACUUCUGUCGGAGAGUAUCACAGAGUGAUCACAGCCGAGGACUUUAUGGAGAAGCUGGCCCCUAAGUACUGGCCCCAAGGGAACAGAACGGGGUACUGCUUUGGUUACCAAGGGUCCAGUGUCCCCUGUAAGAUGAAAGAAGGGAAUCCAUUCGGGCCGUUCUGGGAUGGCCUUGGAGUAUAUUUUGACCGCAGUGUCUCCUACCAUGUAAUGUAUACUGACCAUAUCGGCUGGAGGAAACGGUUUCCGGCUGAUGAGGAACCUGUUGUGGCCCUUAAAGGAGCUCCAGCCCCUUAUCCCAUGGCAGAGGACACAGUCCCUCUUCAGAAAUACCUCAGGUGGUCGUCUACAAUAGAGGACGAGGUCCAAAGUCACAUCGCAAAGAUGUUUGAACAAGAACGAUUUAUCGGGAUUCAUCUUCGCAAUGGUGUAGACUGGAAAAAUGCUUGCAAGAACGUAGAGGGUGAAAGUAAGUUCAUGGCGUCACCUCAGUGUCUCGGCUAUGAAGGGAAAAACAAGAUUUCUGCGGAGAUGUGCUUUCCUUCUGAUUCUGAAAUAUUCAGGUUGUUGGAAAAAGUUGUUAAAAUCUCUGGUAUUCAUCAAAUAUAUGUAGCAACGGACAAGAACCCCUUGACAAAAGAAAUUGAGAAACAUUUCACAAAAUUACAGGUCAAAGUUCAUCAUCUAGAUCCCUGGCUUCCACAGAUUGACCUCGCCAUAUUAGGGAAGUCCGACUACUUCAUCGGCAACUGUAUAUCAUCCUUCACAGCUUUCGUUGCUAGGGAGCGACUCAUCAGUGGAAAACCAACGUUUUAUUGGGGCUACAGCAGUUAACACAAACUAAAUAUAUAGGUAUACCAUACAAUGACAUUUGUCUAGCUCUAAUUAUAUAGUAUUGUACUGGGUCAGGGGUCACAAACUAUUACCGUAUUUACCCGGUAGUACACCCAGGGAUCGCGAUACCAUACAAUGACAUUUGUCUAGCUCUAUAAUUAGUAUUGUACUGGGUCAGGGGUCACAAACUAUUACCGUAUUUACCCGGUAGUACACCCAGGGAUCGCGAUACCAUACAAUGACAUUUGUCUAGCUCUAUAAUUAGUAUUGUACUGGGUCAGGGGUCACAAACUAUUACCGUAUUUACCCGGUAGUACACCCAGGGAUCGCGAUACCAUGCAAUGACUUUGGUCUAGCUCUAUAAACAGUAUUGUACUUGGUCAGGGGUCACAAACUAUUACCGUAUUUACCCGGUAGUACACCCAGGGAUCGAGAUACCAUGCAAUGACUUUGGUCUAGCUCUAUAAAUAGUAUUGUACUUGGUCAGGGGUCACAAACUAUUACCGUAUUUACUCGGUAGUACACCCAGGGAUCGCGAUACCAUACAAUGACAUUUGUCUAGCUCUAUAAAUAGUAUUGUACUGGGUUGGGAGACACAAAAUAUUACCAUAUUUACUCUGUAGAAUGUCCAGGGGAUCAAUAUCAUACAUUCACACUUGUCUAGCUCUAUAAAUAUUAUUGUACUGGGUUGGGAGACAAACUAUUACCAUAUUUACUCUGUAGAAUGUCCAGGGGAUCAAUAUCAUACAUUCACACUUGUCUAGCUCUAUAAACAGUAUUGUCCUUGGUUGGGAAACACAAACUAUUACCAUAUUUACCCUGUAGUAUGUUCAGGGGAUCAAUUCCCUUACUUUGGGAUAUUUUGGUGUCAGAAAGUUUUGGCAUUCUUUUUUUUUUUUUUUUUUGUCGAAGCACGGCGGUUAUAUUUUGGUAUAUACAUGUAACUGCUGACUUGAAGCUUUUACUUCAUAAUUUUGCUGAACAGCAAUCUAUAGAUUGUACAAGGCAUGGUAUUUUUGCCGGAUUAAUACAGUAGAGUGCCGAAAGAGUUCAGAGGUCCCACAUUCAAAUUAUUAAAGCACAUGUAGAGUGCCAGGAAAGUUCAGCGACCCGAAGUUCAAAUUGAAGCUGUGUAGCAUUUUCCUGGUCCUGUGACAUUGCUGAUUUUAUGACGGUUUUUACCAAAAUUUAUUGAUGAUUUAUAUGAAUGGAAUGAGAUGUUCCUUGUUCAGGAGUUGUCAUUUCACCUGCAAAAAAAAAAAAUGUUUUCAUCAGAAUGAGACAUGUAAACUAUUUAAGCUUAUGAUUUAAGUGUUUUCAAAUGGUGUUUCUGGAAAAUAUUAUUAACUGGAGAAGUGUUUCACUGUGUGAAUGCUUAUAAUUAUAUUUGUUGUGUAAAUGAGUAGGGGAGAUAACUCCUUCAAGCAUGUGACAAUUCUAAAAACUUGUAGUAAUUAUGAAGAGUGCAUGUGGUGUAUAAACUGUUGUAUCAUGUUAAACAAUGGUAAAAGUUAAAUGCUCCAAAAGUUUAAGCAAAUUAUUUUUAUAUUGAAUUCAAAAUUGAUAAAUAAUUAAUUCUGUCCAAAGAAAAUUCAAUCAUGCUCCGACUCAUAUCUUGUAUGUUAAUUAACUUUCGUCAGCUGAUAAGCAAUCAUUAUUAAAAUGCUGUUAUUAUUUUUGUUGGUGUUAAUAAGACAGAUUUCUAUUCUGUGGGUGCUAUUUUAUGUAUUUAAGAAGCAGUAUAUACAUUGUUGAUGACGCAUCAUCUUUUGUUUUGAAUAUAUUGAGGGAGGGCGGGGAAAUGUUUUUAAUCUUUUGUAAAAUUAUCUAUUUCUAGUUUAACCAACACAAAUAUAGCCCUGCAUGUACAUGUCAUAAUUUCUAGUCAGAUUUAAUAAUGAUCCUAUAAAUGUCAUAUUCCUUCAAUGAAAUUAGUUUUUGAAAAAUUGUCCAUUUUGACAUACAAAAUAAAAGAUCAGUCAUGUGUUAACAAAAAAUAUUCUUAAAUAAAACAGAUUUUUUCGUUUUUUAUCAAAUCUCAAUUGAUGCUCAGUGAGUUGAUUAUAUACAAUAUGAUAGUACUGUCUUGUUGAAUAAAGGAAUUUAAAACUACA
Molecule: messenger RNA, 3441 nt
Organism: Pecten maximus
Lineage: Eukaryota; Metazoa; Mollusca; Bivalvia; Pectinida; Pectinidae
Product: GDP-fucose protein O-fucosyltransferase 1-like
Exons: 9
Coding region: 206-1327 (373 amino acids)
Biological process (GO): protein O-linked glycosylation via fucose; regulation of Notch signaling pathway; Notch signaling pathway
Cellular component (GO): endoplasmic reticulum
Molecular function (GO): peptide-O-fucosyltransferase activity
Source: RefSeq, a predicted model, not a curated record